UACAAAGUGUCCUUACGGCUUUUAGUUUAUUCAUAGAGAACCCCUAACUAAUGACUUUUCCGUCUUUGCCUGCCGUGUUUCUUCCGAAUCCUCGGCUGUUUCACGCAUGUUCCUUUUUAUCCCUGACUGGCGAUGUUCCACACAGUGUCUUCCUAAUGAUUUCAGUCCUUAUUUAUAUGGGCUCUUCACCCUUUAUUUGGAAACGGGAGUUUCAGCUUUUUGUUCUCUGCUCCUUUCUUCAGUUCUUUCUUUGGAUUAGUCAUUUUUGUCAGGUUAUUUCUUAUGGGUAUAUCUAAGUGUUUUAAAUGCAACACAAGUCCCUUUUUCAAUGUUCUGUUAAUCAACUGUACUGUACCUUACUGUAGUCCAGGUAUUUUACCAGUAAGCGAGAUGUUCAAAACCACAACUAUGACCCAAUAUUUAAAUACUUUUGACUGACUGGAUGACUCAACAUCAUAUUUGUACCGGCAACCAUAUAAAAAAACUGUUGCUAUUCACAGUAAGGAGACAGUGAUACUCUGGCAUCCUGUGCAGUGCAGUGUUUUAGCAUUGAUGUAUGUUUACCACUUUAAAAGAUCAUCUAGUUUAUGGUGCAAGGUAGGUCCUCCUCAACCAUGCAUUCCUAGUGGUUUUGUAUUUCACACCAAAAGACAUCUUGAAAGUCAGAAGUGUACAUCGCCACAUAGUCAAAUAUUUAAUUUGCAAUCAGAUUUUACAGGUGGUGUAAUGGUUAAUGCACUUCCAGGAUUUGGGGUUUCAAUCCCAAAUUUUGUAUUUUCUGGAGAUUGUAUGAAAUUAUAUACCUUUAAAACGCUAUUUUCGUUUGUUAUUUUGAUUCCCCUUUUACACUUUUUAAAGGGUGCCAAAUAUUCUAUCAGCCAACAAAAGGCUUGAGAAAAAAAAUCUUUUUUCUUUUUUACUAAGAUGUGGUUCUUCACCAGAUAUCCCAUAAAUCGCGCUUAUAUCGCGAGAGUGAAAUGCUUCCGCCAAGCUUAUAUCGAACUAUCCCAGAAGUUUAACGCUUUAAGCGACAUUAAAUUUAAUACUCUAUCCAUUUAGUCUACACACAGACGUGCCAUAUGAAAAUAAUCAUAAUCAUAUUAUUUAGCCUUAUUUUCAUCCAGCAAUAAAGCAGGAACAAUACUUUCAAGUUGCUGUGCUUAAAAAAGCCGCGACGUGGGGGGAUGGAUGCAUGUUUUUCUGCUGGUUUUUAAUUGUAUUUAUCUAGCUCUAAAAUAGGAUUAAAUGUCAACUGUUGUCUCCCCGAUUAAAAUGACUCUUAAAUUUGCAAAUUACUCUUAAACUAAGAUCACGUUGAUUUAGGAAGUUAAAACAGGCAACUAUUUCUCUAAUUUACACAUAACUCAAACAUUUAACUUUCUCUGUAAAAUGAAGGAUAUGGUAUAUAAAAACGCAGACGAGUCUUGCCACGGACACUUUGUCCAUGUACGGACCAGGUGACGAUCCCUUUUUGUGACGAGCACAUAAUCUAUACUCCUUUUCCGGCUGGUCCUCCAAAGCAGGCGGAAGACGGCAGUGAAUAACCUCAGUGUGGAAAUUCACCUGGAGCGUCUUUUUAAAAAAUAACCAACAAAUUUGGUAAUUACGUGCUUUAAUACCCACAUAUUUUGGGGACGGAUAACGAGGACUGGAAGCAGGAGAUUGAGAUGCCUCUUUUCAGAAGAUCUGAGGAUUCCUUUGUUAAAAAGGGGACAAAGAAGAAGAGGAAAAGUCGACAAGGCGAUAGAGAAAAUGAAGGAGACUGCAGCUCUCUCAUUCGAUUGUGUCUUUGGAGUCUGGUUGAAAACAUGAAAGAUGUCUGGACCAAAGACUAUACCGAGAAGUACAUGGACCAGUACUCCUUCCGUUACAUCAUAGGUCCAUUCGACAUGCUGCCAAGGCACCUUGUAGAGGAGCUACUCUUUCUACUUUCUUCCCAUCGUUUGAUGACACGUCCUGCCCUGCACCUCCUACUACUGCCACAAGUGAACUCGCUCUCACUGUCUGCCUGUUCUAGCCUGGUUACCCCAAACAUCUGCCAGCUAAUUGGAAUUCGCUGUCAGGCUUUACUCUCACUGGAUCUGUCAGGUACUCGACAUCUCCCUGCCCUGGUCCUGAGUGAGCUGCUGGGGCAUCUAACCAGGCUUCAUUCUCUCUGCCUGGCAGGAACUCAGUGUGACGGUUCUGUGUUGCAGAGUGUGGGUACCGGCUGCAGAGAACUGCGGCACCUGGAUGUAUCGGGCUGCUGCCAGCUCACCCCCAUCAGCUUGUUGUCUUUGGUGCACCCACAUGCUCCUCACACUCGCUUGCCCCUACGGAGCCUUGUGGCUUCAGACAUAGGCUUUGCAAAGGGGGGUGAUGAACGAGUGGCUGUGGCAGUGUUUCUCCUGCUUGCAUUGCCCUGCUUGCUAAAAACUGCUCUAGAUGGCCUGGGCGAUGCCUUAGAUGUAAUAGAAAGCCAGGAUUUUGCGGAUUUGGAAGCUUUCUGUUCCCAUAAUGGAAUGCCUAGCCUUAAAGAAUUAUGGGAUGGACGAAUACAAACACAAGGAAAGUUAACGGAAGAGAAAGAAAAAAAAAUUGAAGGAUUGUUAGACGAUCAAGGAAUGGAAAGAUGGCUGUCCGAAAGUGAGGAUCCUGAUGGUGGUGAUGAGAGUGAAAAUGGAUCAGAGCACAAAGAGGCUGACGGUGCAAAGGUGAAGGUACAAGAGAAGAUUUCGCUUCACUGUGAGCAUAAGCAAGUAGAAGUGAAGGACAUAGGCAGGACUGAAGGACAAACCAGGUAUGCAAAGAGUGUCUUACAAGACCACUUGACCCUUCCUUUGAGGGAAGCUCACGGAAUAUCCUGCAGGAAUAUGAGGGCAUUGAGGAAACUUUGUCCAGAUUUGUGUGCUCUCUCCCUGGACUGUGACGAUAGUGAACUCGGACAUUUACUAGUUGCAUUGGAACGAUGGACACAUGAGUUGCUCAGCCUUAGUCUGCAUUUUGCAGGGAUUUUGACUGAAAUUCUACCUGCCGUACAAACUGUGGGUGCCACAUUACACCAUCUGCAUUUAGAAGGUGUCAAAAUCAGUGAUGAUGCUUCUUUCCUACAACUACUCUGCUUGUGCACCAAGCUGAAGACACUGGCAAUACAAACAGAGUCUCCCAUUCUAAAUGAGGAGGAAGAAGAGGAAGAAGAUGAAGAGCAAGGUAUUCAGGGACUUCCCUGCCUGUCCCAACUCCGUUUUCUGUCAGUCAAGUUCUUCAUUGAUCAUAGUAAAAAGAAGCCUUUGAUGUGUUGGAGGUCCCUGAAAUGGCUACUGCUGGGCCUGCUAAGAGGAUCUCCUCUUCUUGAAAAAGUGACGCUGGUUGCCAUUCCAUGCUCUAUAAAUUCUGUUUUCCAAAUGCUUCUGGAAACUCAUCAUUUACCUCCAGCGGCUGACAGAGUCCCACCACUGUGUCAGUUGCGAUAUUUGAGUCUGGCUUAUUGUGAUGUUUCCAUGGAAACCGUAACCCGACUAGUGACCUUGGACGGCUGCUUGUCCACACUCGAUCUAAGUGGUUGCUGGACUGUGAGUGCUGACAAUAUUGAGCAGUUACAGGGGAAUACCAGCAGGAGGAAACAUUCACUCAAAAUUGUCUGGACUUAGACUAUUUCAUAUUGUAUCGGUUGUACUGACACAUUUAAAUAAAUAAUAAUUAGUCCGUAAUUUUUUUUUUUUUAAAAAAAAAAAGAGAAAUCACAUUGUUAUUGAUUAAUCCUUAAUUUUUCUCCUUGCACUUAUUAUUAUAAGCACUGACGUAUUUGCACCAUUACUGAUACUUUGCAUAGAAAAGGUCAUCAUUGUUGCUACUAGUAAUCAGGUAAAUUUUGAGGCUUGUGUACUUCAUGCACAGCCCAGGCUCAGUGUCUAUGACGUUUACGUGCUCUGUCUGUAUUUGUGGGUGUUUUUGAUUUGUAAUUUUUAUGACCACCACCUUGUAACGAUGUCUUAACUAGGAAAAAACAAUCACUUAAGUUAAUCUUAUAGAACGUCUUUCCCAAUAUAGCUUCUCCAGACUAUCUGCAUAUACAUGUAUGCUACAGAAUCAUCUGUGAAUGCAGACAGAGGACAACAGAGGAGGAAGAAGAAAAAACCUUUGGGAUAGCAUGGGAUACUGUCAGUGCACCCGUCCAGGGCAUGUCACCCAUACAUGUAAUACAUGUUCCCUAUAGUGGAAGCACAUGCAAAGGGAGUCUUUAUACUAAGUCCCGUAGAACUCAAAAUUUAACUAUUGAUGUGAAUGAGUCACAGUUGUCAGAAUUUUGGACAUACUGCACAUAGUUUUUAGAUAAGAGAUAAACAAUUGUAUUAUUAUCAUUGUGUUUUUCCUUUGGGAUUAAUAAAGUAUCUAUCUCUCUAUC
Brienomyrus brachyistius is the source of this 4384-nucleotide messenger RNA. RefSeq lists its product as uncharacterized. NCBI's taxonomy places the organism in Eukaryota, Metazoa, Chordata, Actinopteri, Osteoglossiformes, Mormyridae. The record is from RefSeq and is a predicted model, not a curated record. The transcript has 5 exons. The coding region runs from base 1668 to 3629 and encodes 653 amino acids.